AUGUUGAAGUGUAAGGAGUUCACGAAUGUGAAAUGUCGUUGUCAAGAUCGGGAAUACGACAAACUCUAUCGGCAAUGUGUCAUAAAGAGUGGGUCGAACGAAGGGGCUCCGAGCCCCUAUCUUUCUCAACCCGGUCUUGUGAUUGACUCAUUUUGCGUCAUAGAAUGUACGGUCCAGCAACUUCCGUUUGUGAAUGAGGUGGAGAACACGACGUGUGCGAGCUACAAGUUGUCGAAAACGAAGAAGGGCGGCAAUGGAGGUACAUUCAAGUUUGGGGUGCUUAACUGGGUCGGGCCCAAGUGGGUGGCAGGGAGCUGACUUCUAAACGCCACUUUUCUCUCCGCAGUUCUUCUCCCACACGCCAACGCAACAGCAGCGGAUGAGGAUAAUAUCGAAUCAAAGGACCCGCGCUCCUCCCCUUCUUCGACGAAAAAGUCAACCCAGUCCACAUCCGAGUCCCCAACCUCGACACGGACCAAAGCCCUCCUCAAUACGACCCACGACAUACCCUCAUCAUCGACCGCGGGCUCUCCUUCCAACGUGGACAUCGUCUACGCCAACUUGACGAAAGAAGUUGCUGAAGGGACUGGUAUGACGUUCCCCAACACGACCUACACCGCCCCCGACACCACUUCUCCCAGUUCGAGCGAAAUGACGAACGCCACUUCGACGACUGGGCCCACAACCGAUCCCACUUCUACGAACACCACUUCUACCACUCCUAUAUCCUCCUCAUCCUCUGAACAGUCGACCAACGCUUCUCUGGCCGAAGGGACUUCGCUGGCGGGCACCAUUGGUAGGUUCAGUAAGAGUGCAGGUGCGGGGUGCCUGUCGACGCCGACAUUUGAAGACUCGUUGGCUUUUGCCUUGGUUGCUAUGACGGUCUAUUUUCAAAUGUGA
Molecule: messenger RNA, 900 nt
Organism: Microbotryum saponariae
Lineage: Eukaryota; Fungi; Basidiomycota; Microbotryomycetes; Microbotryales; Microbotryaceae
Source: the annotation of a GenBank genome assembly